GGCGCGUGCCGGCGGCGGAAGCGGAGCGAGCGGCCUCUCCCUCCCUCCCUCCCUCCGUGCGGGGACCCGACCCCCCGGGCGGCAGCCGGGAGGAUGCGCUGCCGCCUCCCGGUCGGGGCAGGCAGAAGGGGGAGACGAUGAGGAGGCCGCCCCGCCGGCUCCUGGCCCUGGGCUCCUGCCUCGUCUUCUGCCUCCUGCUGUGGCUUCCUAGCUGGCAUGUCUUUUGUAAAGAGAGUUCUUCACCUACAUUACAGUACUCGCCAGAUAAUUGUGCCCUGGCAAAUGAGGAUGAGAACAUCCAGGAAAAGGAGGAAACAGGCAGACCCAUUGGAACUCAAUCAUUGGAACAUGUGGACUCAAGUAUACAGAGUUAUCCCAGAGAAGAUGUAUUUGACUAUACAAAAUAUGACCAGAUUACAGAAAUGGGGGAAUUAAGUCUGCCUGAGGUUGAGACACCACUGCCUUCAGUAGACUUAAACAAAGCUGCUUCUAGUAUAGCUGCAAGCAUUGAAAACACUUCCAGUCCAUCUACCUCAGAGAUCUCUCCAGUCUCGCAUCCUGAUGCAAUAGAAAAUUCCAGUGCUGAUAUUCCCGUAGUCAGCUCUAGUGAAGCUGAGCAGUCAGAACCUGACUGUGAUAUUGGUGGGGCACUUGAGGCUGACCCUCAGAGUGAGCCUUCCUCUUUUGUCAGUCCACCAGAGGGCCUUGUGGGUCAACAUAUAGAAAAUAUCUCCUCUUCACAUGGCAAAGGAAAGAAGACUAAAUCGGAGUUUGAAUCAAAAGUUUCAGCAACUGAGAAAAGUGCAGAUGAGCAGAAAUCUGCUUUGAAUGCUUCAGAUAACUUAAAACGGGAGAAAGAUUAUAAAGCAGGAGAAGUUGACCCAAAGGAUCCAGGAGACAUUCCAACAUUUGAUGAAUGGAAGAAGCAGGUUAUGGAAGUAGAAAAAGAAAAGAGUCAGUCAAUGCACCCAUCUUCUAAUGGUGGACAGCAUUCCACAAAAAAGGUCCAGAAAAACAGAAAUAAUUAUGCCUCGGUAGAGUGUGGUGCAAAAAUACUGGCAGCAAAUCCAGAAGCAAAGAGUACAUCAGCUAUUCUAAUGGAAAACAUGGAUCUCUACAUGCUGAAUCCAUGCAGUACUAAAAUCUGGUUUGUUAUUGAGCUCUGUGAACCAAUUCAAGUAAAGCAACUUGACAUUGCAAAUCAUGAAUUAUUCUCCUCUACUCCUAAGGAUUUUCUGGUGUCCAUUAGUGACAGGUACCCAACGAGCAAGUGGAUUAAACUGGGUACUUUUCAUGCUAGAGAUGAGAGGAAUGUCCAGAGCUUUCCUUUGGAUGAACAGAUGUACGCAAAAUACGUUAAGAUGUUCAUCAAAUACAUAAAGGUGGAGUUGGUGUCACAUUUUGGAUCAGAACAUUUUUGUCCUCUAAGCCUUAUAAGAGUGUUCGGCACUAGCAUGGUUGAAGAAUAUGAAGAAAUUGCUGAUUCCCAGUAUCAGUCAGAACGCCAAGAGCUGUUUGAUGAAGACUACGAUUAUCCAUUGGAUUACAAUACGGGGGAAGAGAAAUCUUCAAAAAAUCUCCUUGGCUCUGCUACAAAUGCCAUUCUAAAUAUGGUAAACAUUGCUGCUAAUAUACUUGGAGCAAAAACUGAAGAGAUUUCUGAAGCUGAAGGAAAUAAGAGUCUCUCUGAAAAUACCACUGCCAUCAAUGCUACUUUGACAGCUGUGCCAAAACUGCCUGAACCAACACCUGUUCCUUCAUCAGAGCUUGUAACUACAGAGAUACCUGAAAUAGAAAAGGAACAGCCACCCCUACCUACCACACAAAGCCCCAUUGUACAAUUAGUGCAAGAGUAUGAAGAAGAGACAAGCCAGUCAACAGUAACCCUGCUGCCCAGUGAUGAGCAAGAGGAAGAGACGACCCCAUGGUUUGAGUCUGAGACACAAAUCUAUUGCUAUGACCUGGUGAACAUUUGCUGUAUUUCUAGCUUUUCAGAAUAUCUGUACCAAUGGUGUUCAGUUAUAGUAGCUCUUCAUCGGCAGCGUAGCAAAACUGAUGGCAAACAAGGAGGAGAAUACUCUGCUGUUGUUCAGUAUCCACAGUUAGUUCCAACAGAGUCUUUACAUGUUGCAGUAGAGGAACCUCUGCCUGAGAAAUUAGAUGGCAAAAUCAUGGAGAGAUUGCCUGGAUCUACAAUUGCAAAUGAUUUAAGUGUACUCCUUGAGGAUGUGAGUAAUCAGACUGUGGAUUCUAUUGAACUGGAACCCAGUCUUCCUCAAACUCUCUCUCAGUCUCUCCUCAUAGAAGUUACUUCAGAAGUUAAGCCAUUGCCUACAAUAGAAGUAUCUUUGGAGCCUACAAAACAAGAAGUAGGGCAGGGUGUGUCACCAGUAACUUCCCAAGAGGAUACUGUUGAGAUCAUUGAUGAAGCAGAAAAGAGAGUUGAUGGCUCCUUUACUGCUGAGAGACAUUCUGUGAUCUCUGAAACAAACACCGUCGCCGAAUUCCAGGAAACUAGUACAAAAGAUAUGACUCCUGUUCAGAUCAUCUCAAAGCCUACAGAGACUGUACCACGGCCUGAGCACACAACAACUGCAAUAUCUGUUACAAUAGGUAACAAUAUUGGAGAAGGAAAAGCAAGCACUUCAGACGCACAGAAGCAAGUUUUGCCUCCUGCUGAAUCUUCUGUUACAGCAGAAAUAAAAGAGGAUGAGCAGACACCUGAGGAAGCUUUCCUAGCAAUUCCUGUUUCUGGUGGACAGCAGAGAGCAGCAACAGACUUCUAUGCUGAAUUGCAGAAUUCUACAGAUCUAGGCUAUGCUAAUGGAAAUCUUGUUCAUGGAUCUAAUCAAAAGGAGUCUGUAUUCAUGCGGCUUAAUAAUCGUAUUAAAGCCCUAGAAGUAAAUAUGUCUCUCAGCAGCCGCUAUUUAGAAGAACUUAGUCAAAGGUACCGAAAGCAAAUGGAAGAAAUGCAGAAAGCUUUCAAUAAAACCAUAAUAAAACUUCAGAACACUUCACGAAUAGCAGAAGAGCAGGAUCAGCGGCAAACAGAAGCCAUCCAACUGCUACAGGUGCAGCUCAACAACAUGACUCAGCUAGUUUCCAAUCUGUCAACAACUGUAGCUGAACUAAAACGUGAGGUUUCUGAUCGACAGAGCUAUCUGGUGAUUGCUUUGGUUCUGUGUCUCAUCCUGGUUUUGAUCCUCUGUAUGCAGCGUUGCAGAAAUGCAUCUCAGUUCAAUGAAGAUUACCACUCAAAAAUUCCCCAAAGUAAUCAUUACCCUAGCCCCAAAAGAUGCUUUUCCUCCUAUGAUGAUAUGAAUCUGAAAAGAAGAACUUCUCUUCCACUUGUCAGAUCCCAGUCUUUUCAACUAACUGGCAAAGAAGUGGAUCCAGGCGACUUGUACAUUGUAGAACCCCUGAAAUUUUCACCAGAAAAAAAGAAAAAACGUUGCAAGUACAAAAGUGAAAAGAUUGAAACUAUCAAGCCAGCAGCAGAGCCUCUGCAUCCGAUAGCCAAUGGGGAGAUAAAAGGAGGGAAACCCUUUACGAACCAGAGAGACUUCUCUAAUAUUGGAGAGGUGUAUCACUCUUCAUACAAGGGACCUCCAUCAGAAGGAAGCUCAGAAACUUCAUCACAGUCUGAGGAGUCCUAUUUUUGUGGCAUUUCAGCUUGUACAAGUCUGUGCAAUGGACAAACCCAAAAGACAAAAACUGAGAAGAGGGCUUUAAAACGAAGAAGGUCAAAAGUACCAGACCAAGGGAAGCUUAUAAAAACUUUAAUACAGACUAAGUCGGGGUCAAUGCCAAGCCUUCAUGAUCUAAUCAAAGGAAACAAAGAUAUAACAGUGGGAACACUUGGUGUCACAACCGUUUCUGGACACGUCUAAAACUAGCUGAACAUUUUCAUCAGGAGAGUUUUGUUCAUCUGAACAGCCUGUGGUAUUCUGUGGGAGGAUGGUGGGAGACAAAGAACUCAACUAAUUGGAAAGUAUUCAGAAAUGAUGGUUUCUGCCUCUUGUACGUCAGUGGGAUUGUGUCCGUCAGUUACAAGCUGCAAUUUUGCAAAGCUGAUAGUUUCCUUUGUGGACAGCUUGGGGGGAGGGAGGAAGGGCUCAUUUUAUAAAGGGUUUUUUUCACAAUUCCUGGGGCAAAGAUUUUUUUGAAACCCAGUUUGGGUGGAAUAGGGAUAAAAGCCUAAUCCUCUUCCCUUUUAGCUUUGUUCCUAUUUCUUGCACCUUCCCAUAUUUAUGUGCCUUUUGUCUAUUUAUAAUGCCACUGGAAGCGGGGGCAACAGAACAAUUUGUUUGUCAUUUGAUUUCUUUUGUAAUUUCUCUAGCUUUUUUGAAGAUGCAACACUACAGUGCUGUAAAAGGAUGUGUUGGCCUUCAGCUGGACUCAGUAAAGUGGGUUAGAUAUUGUAGAAAUACUAAUAAGGUAGACUGGCUGAUUAGAUCUUUGUUUUGCAAACUCACUUGGGCAAGACAUCUUGUUACUUGAAGCCAUAACGUCAAAUUUCAGAGUUUCUUAAUUAAAAUGCAUUGUAGUAUUCGGGUGUAUUUAAAUGAAUGAGAAUUUCCCAACAAUUUCUGUGCUGUACAUUACAGGAUCUUGUAACAACAACCAUGCCUUUUUCCCCAGAUGGAAUUUUUUGUAACUCCUAAGAUUUAUUUUAGCCUCUUCAUUUCCUAUUUUAAUUCAGAAUAUGGCAACUUCAGGAUAUCUAGCCAACAAAAAUAUAAAAGUGACAGCAAAGUGUUGGAAAUGGCUGUCCUAAUCAGUCCUGGGUACAAAUGCAUCAGUGAGUUUGCCAGGCUUUGAAAUCUAACUGGUCAGGUCUGUUCAAAAGUGGAUAUUUCCCUAAAGUUUUGCUUUUGUAUUGGCUAACCAGUUGUGCAGUGUAUGUAUGUAUUUAGUACUUUCAUAUCUGAAUGUGUGAGUGUGUGUUGACAGUAAUUGUAUAUUUGGAUAAAAUAGGAUGUAUGGCUGCAUAAAAUUUUGUGAAUGUGAAUCUGAGUGAAUGGGACAAAAGGAUAUUCCUUUAUGAAAGUUGUUACAGGUUCAUGUUGUACAACUAAGUUAACUUAUUGAGCACUUUUAGUGAUACCUUUUUUUAAUGGAUCUAAUGCCUUUCCUGGGUAUUGUAUGUAAUGUGACUUAUUUAAGGCCUUUGUUUUUGCUGCUUUCAUGUUAGGUUUUGAAUACUUUAAGGUGAGGUACUUUCAAUGUCAAUCUGCACAAUUAGCCAGUCAGAGCACGUGGACCUGAUUUUUUAGAACAUGUAUUCAGAAGAGCUCCCAAUUGGAAUCAGGAAGAAGUUUUUAUACCAUCUGAGUGCAGCAUACAAUGUUGUGGAAGAAAGAGUAUGUAACUACAGAGCUGUAGUGCCAUUAGAAACUGUGAAUUUCCAAAUAAAUCUGAACAACUUGUCUUUA
Messenger RNA from Gavialis gangeticus (Gharial), 5435 nucleotides. RefSeq names its product SUN domain containing ossification factor (gene SUCO). Gene Ontology annotation, biological process: regulation of bone remodeling; protein folding in endoplasmic reticulum. Gene Ontology annotation, cellular component: membrane; cytoplasm. NCBI's taxonomy places the organism in Eukaryota, Metazoa, Chordata, Crocodylia, Gavialidae. The transcript has 24 exons. The record is from RefSeq and is a predicted model, not a curated record. Bases 138 to 3890 code for a protein of 1250 amino acids.